AUGGCCGUCCAAACCAGCAUAAAAAGUGAAAAUCUGCUGAGUCCCCAAAGUCCGAGCUAUAGCGGAACACCGGCAGCAACUCCUCAGCCUCAGGCGUCAACCAAAUAUGCCAAAAUCCAACCUGCUAUAGCCAUUAAGCCGAAACCUGCCGCUACUCCCAAAUCCACAUUUAACCCCACAUAUAACCAAACGGCGAAGCCUUCAUCAAUUCUCAAUAACGAGAGUCUCAUAAAUACCUCGAGAAAAUGGGUGCUUCCCCCUCGGCCUCGUCCGGGACGGAAACCUACUGCUGGUGGUUCACCAGGCCCAGAAAAGACCGCACCAAAGAAGAAAUGUAAGGUGAAGCGUGAAGAAGUUGCGGCUGUUGCGCCUGUCGAAAAAGUUGACGAUGGUUCACCAGUGCUUGCAAAGAGAAGACUAGGAUCAGCAUCCUCGGCAACAGUGACAGGUGUUUCUGGAGGAUCUCCACAAGCUAUUAGUGUGUCACGAAAGAGCUCCGUUACACCUAUAGCCGUCACACCAGCUCCCACAACUUCAAGUUCAGUUACGGCUUCAAGCUCACCUCAAUGUCAGACUGCCGCAACUUCACCUGGCUUGAGCUCCAAUGUGCAAGUUAAUGAUCUACAAAAGAGUUACUUGGCUAGAAUCAAGGAGCAAGAGUUAAUCAAGAAUUAUAUUGAUGUGCUUACCAACCAGAUCAAGCAGCUUCGGUUCGUGCAGAACGGUGUCAUCACAUUUGACGUGCUUAACGAUACCAGCGACAGUAACGUGAGGGCUAAGAAAUCACUGAGCACGCAUUCUUUCGAGCUGUUUGACCACAUAAACAACAUUCAUGAUCUCGACAAAUACCUCGCCUACUUGACUACUCAACUGAAUGUGAUACAUUCAGUAACCAAGAGAGUCAAUGGUGUGGGCGUUGGAAAACCAUCCAAUGAGCAGGUUGGUCCGGUUCUGCGGCAGGUCCGCAGCUAUCUUGAUCGCCGUGCUCAAAAUUCUGAAGGAACUGGCUCGAGUACUCCUGAGGUGUCUGAUGGCUUCACGCCAAGUCUCUUGAGACCAUUGCGGAUGAACACUCUUGAUUCUGAAGACAAUUUAGUGGUUGACAUCGUGAGCAACAGCGAUGGUAUAGGGGGUGAGCGUAGUCGUGUUGAUGAUGCCGGACCUGAUCUGACUGUUGAACUAAUGAACCUUCUACAUGAUGGUGAUACAAAGUCAACACAGAGCAAAAAGUCUAAAAAGAUUGGAUGUGGGUUUUGCACGAAUGAAACGCCAUGUGUUUGUUUCGACGCGGACACCUUUUAA
Candidozyma pseudohaemuli is the source of this 1302-nucleotide messenger RNA. RefSeq names its product Hap42p (gene HAP42). Gene Ontology annotation, cellular component: nucleus. NCBI's taxonomy places the organism in Eukaryota, Fungi, Ascomycota, Pichiomycetes, Serinales, Metschnikowiaceae. The record is from RefSeq and is a predicted model, not a curated record. The transcript has a single exon. Gene Ontology annotation, biological process: regulation of DNA-templated transcription. Bases 1 to 1302 code for a protein of 433 amino acids.